AUGUUCACUAAACAGGCACUUCUUGCGUUCGUCGCGGCCCUGUCUAUGGCUGCGGCCAAGACUGACUCUGUGAAGACUCCAACUCAGUCUGAGAUCGAUGCAGCCCGUGCUACAGUUCUACCUUACUCGCCUGUCUCCAACGUCAAGGGGUUGGCUUUUGACCGCUUUGUGAACAUCUGGCUUGAGAACACUGACUUUGAUACAAGUGCUGCGGAUGAGAACUUGUCCAAGUUAGCCAAGGAGGGCAUCCUCCUGACCAAUUACUUUGCCAUCACUCACCCUUCGGCACCUAACUACUGCAUUUCCGCCGGGGGUGAGGCCUUUGGCAUAGACAAUGAUGACUUCAAGAGAGUCCCCGCCAAUGUCUCGACCAUUGCUGAUCUAUUUGACACUAAACACAUUGCCUGGGGCGAAUAUCAAGAGGAUAUGCCAUAUGCCGGCUACCAGGGUGACCGGUAUCCCCUCAGUGGUCCCAACCAGUACGUGCGCAAGCACAACCCGCUAAUCUUUUAUGAUUCGGUCACCAACGAUGCUGUGCGCCCGCGUCAGAUCAAGAACUUUACUACUUUCUAUGAGGACUUGGAGCACCACCGUCUGCCACAGCACAUGUUUAUCACACCCAACAUGACCAAUGAUGCCCAUGACUCGGACAUCACUGUGGCCGGCGAUUGGGUAGCUCGCUUCUUGAAUCCCCUGCUGAAGAACGAGUACUUUACCAAGGACGGCUUGGUACUGCUGACCUUUGAUGAGGGGGGCAAUUACUCCUACCCCAAUCGUGUCUAUAGCUUCCUGGUUGGUGGUGCCAUCCCCAAGCACCUGAAGGGCACCACUGAUGACACUUUCUACACACACUACUCAAUCAUCGCCUCUCUUUCCGCUAACUGGGGUCUACCUUCACUCGGCCGCUGGGACUGUGGGGCCAACCUGCUGAACAUGGUCGCUGAGAAGACCGGCUAUGUUAACUGGGAGGUCGAUACCAGUAACGCUUACCUCAACGAGACCUAUCCUGGCCCUCUGUCCAACAAUGAACUUUCAGAGUAUUCUCCGAUUUGGCCGAUUCCUGCUACCAAGGGUGCAUGCUCUGCUGGUCAUGGCAUUGCAGAGAUCGUGAAGAAAACUUACAACGGACUCCAGCCCACUUAUGACUACACCAGCCCCGUGCCAUAUGAUGCCGCCAGUGGAAAGAAUGUUGGCAUCAAGUAUCACCGUGCCCUGAAGAAUGGCAGGGAGGAACACGGUAUCACUGGGUAA
Messenger RNA from Penicillium paradoxum, 1251 nucleotides. RefSeq names its product Phosphoesterase. Bases 1 to 1251 code for a protein of 416 amino acids. Lineage: Eukaryota; Fungi; Ascomycota; Eurotiomycetes; Eurotiales; Aspergillaceae. The record is from RefSeq and is a predicted model, not a curated record. The transcript has 3 exons. Gene Ontology annotation, biological process: phospholipid catabolic process. Gene Ontology annotation, molecular function: hydrolase activity, acting on ester bonds.